AUGCUGAUUGAAAAGCAGGAAGAAGACCAGGAGGUCGUUCUGGACUUUGCUCUUUCAGAGCAGAUCUUUGCGAAAGCCAAGGUCAAGGAUGUCUCAAGCGUUGGGUUGUGGCUGGGCGCGGAUGUCAUGCUGGAAUACCCUUUGGAGGAAGCCAGGCAGCUGCUGACAACGAACCUAGAGAAUGCCAAGAACAGUCUGAAAGCCAACUCCAAAGACUUGGACAUUAUGAAGGACUUCUCAACCACAACUGAGGUCAGUAUUGCGCGAGUUUACAACUUUGACGUUACCAGGAAACGUGGCACGAAGGAAAAGAAAGCGAUUGGGUAG
Coccomyxa subellipsoidea C-169 is the source of this 327-nucleotide messenger RNA. RefSeq lists its product as hypothetical. The record is from RefSeq and is a predicted model, not a curated record. Lineage: Eukaryota; Viridiplantae; Chlorophyta; Trebouxiophyceae; Coccomyxaceae. Gene Ontology annotation, molecular function: tubulin binding. The transcript is spliced from 4 exons. The coding region runs from base 1 to 327 and encodes 108 amino acids. Gene Ontology annotation, cellular component: cytoplasm; prefoldin complex. Gene Ontology annotation, biological process: protein folding; microtubule-based process; tubulin complex assembly.